GCGGCAGCGGUAGCGGCAGCCGCAGCCUCAGCUCCUGCUACCGGUGCCGCCGGCCCCAGCGCUGUCUCCCGGGCCCCCCCGGGCCCCCGGGCCCUCGAGCCCGGUGCGUGCCCUCGCGUCCCGCCGGCCCCCUCCCCCGGCUGGGCCCGGGGGAGGGUGGCGCCGUGAGCGAGCGGGGACUGGGCUCUCUUGCCCGUUCCCCUGCCCCUGGGCCGCCAGAAUGGAGGCGGGGUCGGGGCCCCCGGGCGGUCCGGGAUCAGAGAGCCCCAACCGGGCGGUGGAGUAUCUGCUGGAGCUGAACAACAUCAUCGAGAGCCAGCAGCAGCUGCUGGAGACCCAGCGUCGGCGCAUCGAAGAGCUGGAGGGCCAGCUGGACCAGCUCACCCAGGAGAACCGAGACCUGAGGGAGGAGAGCCAGCUGCACCGCGGGGAGCUGCACCGGGACCCCCACGGCGCGCGGGAUAGCCCCGGCCGCGAGAGCCAGUAUCAGAACCUGCGCGAGACCCAGUUCCACCACCGCGAGCUGCGGGAGAGCCAGUUCCACCAGGCGGCCCGGGACGUGGGCUACCCGAACCGGGAAGGCGCCUACCAGAACCGAGAGGCUGUGUAUCGGGACAAGGAGCGGGACGCCUCAUACCCGCUCCAGGACACUAGCGGUUACCCAGCCCGCGAACGCGACGUUGCCCAGUGCCACCUGCACCACGAGAACCCAGCCCUGGGUCGUGAGCGUGGCGGGCGGGAGGCCGGGCCAGCGCACCCGGGCCGAGAGAAGGAAGCUGGCUAUUCGGCGGCGGUGGGCGUGGGGCCCCGGCCACCGCGGGAGCGGGGCCAGCUGAGCCGUGGCGCAUCCAGGAGUUCCAGCCCCGGGGCCGGCGGUGGUCACAGCACCAGUACCAGCACCAGUCCGGCCACAACCCUCCAGAGAAAAUCUGAUGGUGAGAAUUCCAGAACAGUCAGGUCCACAGCGUCUCAUACUCUACACCAGUAUUGCUGUCCUACUCAGGUCCUUGACUCCAUGAAGCUUACCCCCUCAGGCAGGCUGGCAGAGAGCAGUGUGGAGGGUGAUGCCCCAGGCAGUGACCUGAGCACAGCGGUUGAUAGUCCUGGGAGCCAACCCCCCUACCGGCUGAGCCAGCUGCCCCCCACCAGUAGCCACAUGGGGGGCCCCCCUGCUGGGGUGGGCCUUCCCUGGGCUCAGCGGGCUCGCCUCCAGCCAGCCAGUGUCGCCCUGAGGAAGCAGGAAGAGGAGGAGAUAAAGCGCUCCAAGGCCCUAUCGGACAGCUAUGAACUCUCUACGGACUUGCAGGACAAGAAGGUGGAAAUGCUGGAGAGGAAGUAUGGGGGCUCCUUCCUGAGCCGCAGGGCUGCCAGGACCAUCCAGACAGCCUUCCGCCAGUACCGCAUGAACAAGAACUUUGAGAGGCUCCGCAGCUCAGCUUCAGAGAGCCGCAUGUCCCGCCGCAUCAUCCUUUCCAACAUGCGGAUGCAGUUCUCCUUUGAGGAGUACGAGAAGGCACAGAACCCCGCGUACUUCGAGGGCAAGCCUGCCUCGCUGGACGAGGGUGCCAUGGCUGGUGCCCGGAGUCACCGGCUUGAACGGGGGCUCCCAUAUGGAGGCUCCUGUGGAGGGGGCAUCGAUGGUGGGGGAAGCUCCGUCACCACAUCUGGAGAGUUUUCCAAUGACAUCACAGAGCUAGAGGACUCCUUCUCCAAACAGGUAAAGUCUCUGGCUGAAUCCAUCGACGAGGCCCUGAACUGCCACCCAUCGGGGCCCAUGUCUGAGGAGCCAGGGUCAGCCCAACUGGAGAAGCGAGAGUCGAAGGAACAGCAAGAGGACAGCUCGGCAACAUCCUUCAGUGACCUUCCUCUCUACUUGGAUGACCCAGUUCCCCCACCUUCCCCUGAGCGACUGCCCAGCACAGAGCCUGCACCCCAGAGCCGUCCUGAGUUCUGGGCACCAGCCCCUCUCCCGCCAGUUCCUCCACCAGUGCCACCAGGGACCCGGGAAGAUGGUAGCCGUGAGGAAGGCACUCGAAGGGGUCCUGGGUGCUUGGAGUGCCGGGAUUUCCGGCUGCGGGCUGCUCACCUUCCCCUGCUUACCAUUGAGCCUCCUAGUGACAGCUCCGUGGACCUGAGUGACCGCUCAGAUCGCGGCUCUGUUCACCGCCAGCUGGUCUAUGAGGCUGAUGGCUGCAGCCCCCAUGGGACCCUGAAGCACAAGGGGCCACCAGGCAGGGCCCCAAUCCCUCACCGCCACUACACAGCCCCGGAAGGCCCAGCCCCAGCCCCGCCAGGGCCCCUGCCACCAGCCCCCACCGGUGGCACUGGGCCCAGCGGUGUGCCUGGGGGUCGGAGGUUGGGGAAGUGCGAGGCAGCAGGUGAGAACUCUGAUGGUGGAGAUAACGAAAGCCUUGAGAGCUCCAGCAAUUCCAAUGAGACCAUCAACUGCAGCUCUGGCUCCUCUUCACGGGACAGCCUGAGGGAGCCUCCAGCCACCGGCCUGUGCAAGCAGACUUACCAGCGAGAGACAAGGCACAGCUGGGACUCGCCAGCCUUCAACAAUGACGUGGUACAGAGGCGGCACUACAGAAUCGGCCUCAACCUCUUCAAUAAGAAGCCAGAGAAAGGCAUCCAGUAUCUGAUCGAGCGGGGCUUCCUGUCAGACACACCAGUGGGAGUGGCUCACUUCAUCCUGGAACGGAAAGGCCUGAGCCGGCAGAUGAUCGGGGAAUUCCUAGGAAACCGGCAGAAGCAGUUCAACAGAGACGUGUUGGACUGUGUGGUGGAUGAAAUGGACUUCUCCUCCAUGGAUUUGGAUGACGCACUCCGGAAGUUCCAAUCCCAUAUCCGGGUUCAGGGCGAGGCCCAGAAAGUGGAGCGACUCAUAGAAGCCUUCAGCCAGCGGUACUGUGUGUGUAACCCAGCCCUCGUGCGCCAGUUCCGGAACCCAGACACCAUCUUCAUCCUUGCUUUUGCCAUCAUCCUCCUCAAUACUGACAUGUACAGUCCCAGUGUCAAGGCUGAACGCAAGAUGAAACUAGAUGACUUCAUCAAGAACCUGAGAGGGGUUGACAAUGGUGAAGACAUCCCUCGAGACCUCCUGGUGGGCAUCUACCAGCGCAUCCAGGGGCGUGAAUUGCGGACCAACGAUGACCAUGUAUCUCAGGUGCAGGCCGUGGAGCGCAUGAUUGUGGGCAAGAAACCGGUCCUGUCUCUUCCUCACCGUCGACUGGUUUGUUGCUGCCAGCUCUACGAGGUGCCAGAUCCAAACCGCCCCCAGAGGCUAGGGUUGCAUCAGCGGGAGGUCUUCCUCUUCAACGAUCUCCUCGUGGUCACCAAAAUUUUCCAGAAGAAGAAGAUCUUGGUGACAUACAGCUUCCGUCAGUCCUUUCCCCUCGUGGAAAUGCAUAUGCAGCUCUUCCAGAAUUCAUAUUACCAGUUUGGGAUCAAGUUGCUGUCUGCAGUACCCGGUGGGGAGCGCAAAGUCCUCAUCAUCUUCAAUGCCCCCAGCCUCCAGGACCGGCUGCGCUUCACAUCCGACCUGCGUGAGUCCAUCGCUGAGGUGCAGGAGAUGGAGAAAUACCGCGUGGAGUCGGAGCUGGAGAAACAGAAAGGUAUGAUGCGGCCUAACAUCUCACAGCCAGGAGGGGCCAAGGACUCAGUGAAUGGCACGCUGGCCCGCAGCAGCCUGGAGGACACAUAUGGGGCAGGCGAUGGGCUCAAACGGGGCGCACUCAGCAGUUCCCUGAGAGAUCUUUCUGACGCAGGGAAGCGGGGGCGGCGUAACAGCGUGGGAUCGCUGGACAGCACCAUCGAAGGGUCUGUUAUUAGCAGUCCACGCCCUCACCAGAGGAUGCCACCUCCGCCCCCACCCCCGCCGCCAGAGGAGUACAAGAGCCAGAGGCCCGUCUCCAACUCCUCAUCCUUCCUGGGCUCCCUAUUUGGAAGCAAGCGGGGCAAGGGGCCCUUCCAGAUGCCACCACCGCCAACAGGCCAGGCCUCUGCCUCCUCUUCAUCUGCUUCUUCCACCCACCACCACCACCACCACCACCACCAUGGUCACAGCCACGGUGGCCUGGGGGUGCUGCCUGAUGGGCAGUCCAAGCUCCAAGCCUUGCAUGCCCAGUAUUGCCAAGGACCCGGCCCUGCCCCACCACCCUACCUCCCACCCCAGCAACCUCCUCUCCCCCCACCUCCUCAGCAGCCCCCGCCCCUGCCCCAGCUGGGUUCCAUUCCACCACCUCCCGCCUCAGCCCCACCUGUGGGGCCACAUCGCCACUUCCAUGCCCACGGCCCAGUUCCAGGCCCCCAGCACUAUACUUUGGGCCGGCCAGGCAGGGCUCCCAGACGGGGGGCUGGAGGACACCCUCAGUUUGCUCCACAUGGCCGCCACCCCCUGCACCAGCCAACAUCCCCACUGCCCCUGUACAGUCCUGCCCCCCAGCACCCUCCAGCCCACAAACAGGGCCCCAAGCACUUCAUCUUCAGCCAUCACCCACAGAUGAUGCCAGCAUCAGGGGCCACUGGAGGCCCUGGAUCCCGGCCUCCAGGGACCUCCUAUUCCCCCCCCCCCCCCCCCCCCCCCCCCCCCCCGCCCUCCCCCCUGCCACCCACCUCCCCCCAUGGCCCAUUGCACGCCUCUGGGCCCCCUGGCACAGCCAACCCACCCACUGCAAACCCCAAGGCCAAGCCAAGUCGGAUCAGCACCGUGGUCUGACGAAUGGAGAGAGUGAGCUGGGGCCCAGGGAGGUCUGGGGAAUCCACAGGAGAGGGGCAUUGCACCCUCUCUGCUUCCUCAGUUUUUCCAAAAUAUAUAUACACAUAGAGAUGUCCUCCUCCCUACUUCCUCCCUGCCUCAGGACCCCUCCUCUAACCCCCAACAGUCGCCAUGGGGUUUCCUUCCAGAUUCGAGGAUCCUUACCACUUGAAGCCUGGAUGCAGGGCUCUCGAGCUCUGGGGAGUGGUGAGGAUCUUCCUGAGAUCCUCGUCCUCGUUUUCCUCUCUUCACCCUCCUCCCUUUCUCCGCAGGGGUCUAGCUGGGUGGCCUCAGACCUCUGGACCAGUAUGAGCUCCCUGUUAACUCUGGCUGGGAGGGAAGGGCAAGUGUCAGGAGCAAUGAGAGCAAAGGCUUCCCCAGGGCACCCCUGGCCAUGUGGGGCUAGGAGGGAGCUCUGUAGAGUUGUGGCCAAACCUCAGCUGGCUCGGCCCUCUCUCUGACCUCAGGGCCUAGCCACACAACUCCAUGUGUCUCUCUGCCUGCUGGAGGACAUGGACUGUCAGUGCACUCGGUGGGUGGGCCCCCACUUAUGCUGUCCCCGAAAUGGGGCAGUGCUUCCUCUCUGGAGCCAGUCUAUGCCCUCUCUCCAGUGGGCCCCAGCCCAGACCUCUUCAGCUUCAAGACCUUGCCUCUCCUUGCAACGUUCUUAUCCUGGUCAAAGUCCAGACAGGUUUAGGGGGGCUCAGGUCUGGGAUGAGAAGGGCACUGCCCUCCCUCACCCAUGUUGCAUGCCCCGCCCUAUUCCCUAACACCUACCCCACCUACAACUGAAGACAAUGCACUUUACAGAUAUCGCCCACACACACCUCGCCGGGGCAGGGCACCCAGCAUCAGCCCUGGCAAGAGAGGCUCCCAGAGGGCCACCAUGAGCCCAAGAUUUCCUUCCUGAGGCACAGAUUGAAGCCUCAGAGCGGGGACUGGGAACCAGGAUGCCUGAGUCCUUCUGUCUGUCAAAAUCUCCGCUGCCUCUCCAACCCCUUUACAACCCUGUUUAUUUAUUAUAAAUAUAUUUUUUACAAGCUCCAGCUCCUCUUCUUGCCCUGCAUACCCAGCUCCUUUCUCAGCUCCUGCCUCCCUCUCCCCUCUCCACCAUGGGCUGAAGUACAGACAGACAGACCCUGGCUGUAUGAAGGGCCAGGGACCCUGAGGCUUGGGGUGGGGGAGGGUGGCAGCGGGAGGGGCUGUAUGGAGAGGGGCUGGGGUUCAGGCAUUGUCUUUUUUCCUCCUUGUAUAUAAGAAUGUAUAUUUGAUGCCUCA
Equus quagga is the source of this 6034-nucleotide messenger RNA. RefSeq names its product IQ motif and Sec7 domain ArfGEF 2 (gene IQSEC2). Bases 221 to 4717 code for a protein of 1498 amino acids. Gene Ontology annotation, molecular function: protein binding; guanyl-nucleotide exchange factor activity. Lineage: Eukaryota; Metazoa; Chordata; Mammalia; Perissodactyla; Equidae. Gene Ontology annotation, biological process: regulation of ARF protein signal transduction; actin cytoskeleton organization. The record is from RefSeq and is a predicted model, not a curated record. The transcript is spliced from 16 exons.